AUGUCGCCCGCAACCCAGCUAGCGGAGUCACAAUGGCUCUCUCAACUGGCCGCUAUGAGGCAAGCUAUGGCAGACCUAAACCUCCCCAAAGCCGAAGACUUAUUACCCCCCGGCAAGGGUCUCAACCUCGGCGAUGACGAAUUUUCAUCAGCUCCAGAAUCGGUUGAAGAUUUGUGGGAUAUUAUCAGCGAGGAUGACGAUGACGAGAGAACAGGCGAUGAUUCUGAUGCAAUAGUGGAUGCCAGUGUAAAUGGAGUAGAACCCUCCGGCAAAAUGGGAGUGUACAACCUGCAGUGGCUUUCUCACAAAUGCUGGGCAAUCGCAGAGCGGAAUGCUAGCCUCAAUGCCUCCGAACUUCAGCAACAACUUAUCUCUGUGCUUGCCGCAGACCACCCACCUGAGGAAUUACAAGUAUCAUUAACUGAAAUUGUAGGGUUCGACGAUUUGGACUUUGUCAUUGACUUGAUCGCCCAUCGACAUCAAUUAAUCUCAACCCAAGGUUUAAGUGGCAGUGAUGAUAUAUUCAGUCGAUUGCAGACAAAGAGUCAGCGGGAGGACUCCUUACGACGACAAGACUACGAGCAUAAACAUGCAAAAUUGGCGCCUAAACAGGACCGCGAAGGACCUAUCUAUCCACAUGUGUACAAGGCGCAUCAGGCUGGGAAUACUCUCUCUGUCAAUGGGAGAAAAUAUGGCCUCCCCGUCGGCAGCAGUCACGUUGAAGAACCAAGAUAUACAGAGUACUCCAUUCCAGCCGCAAAAGUUGGGACCAUUGGUGCUGGUAGGAAGUUAGUCGCUGUUUCAGAGAUGGAUGGGCUCUGCCGGGGUACUUUCAAGGGGUACAAGUCUCUGAACCGCAUGCAGAGCUUGCUGUAUCCUGUUGCAUAUAAGACGAAUGAAAACAUGCUUAUCUGUGCACCCACAGGUGCUGGUAAAACGGAUGCAGCAAUGUUGACUAUUCUGAAUGUUAUUGCCAAAAAUACCAUUCCCAACCCUCUCGAGAGUCAUGAUGCCACAGAGUUCGCUGUAAUCACGAACGAAUUCAAAAUUGUUUAUGUCGCACCCAUGAAAGCCCUGGCCGCAGAGGUAACAGAAAAGUUGGGGAAGCGUCUAGCAUGGCUUGGGAUCGAGGUUCGCGAACUAACUGGAGAUAUGCAACUGUCCAAGAAGGAAAUUGUCCAGACCCAAAUCAUCGUCACCACCCCAGAGAAGUGGGAUGUCGUAACCCGCAAGGGGACCGGCGAUACGGAGCUUGUCCAAAAGGUUCGUCUAUUAAUCAUCGAUGAGGUUCAUAUGUUGCACGACGAACGUGGAGCUGUGAUAGAAUCUCUUGUUGCAAGGACCCAGCGACAAGUUGAGAGUACUCAGUCGCUCAUUCGUAUAGUCGGGCUAUCUGCUACGCUGCCAAACUAUAUUGAUGUUGCAGAUUUCCUCAAAGUCAACAGGAUGGCAGGGUUAUUCUACUUUGAUGCCUCCUUUCGCCCAGUGCCCCUUGAACAGCAUUUCGUUGGCGUGAAAGGUGACGCUGGCUCUAAGAAGUCUAGAGAAAACCUAGAUAUAGUCUGCUUCGAGAAGGUCCGGAAUAUGCUUGAAAGAGGUCAUCAAGUCAUGGUCUUUGUCCAUUCUCGGAAAGAAACUGUGAAUGCUGCACGGCUUCUAUAUCAGAUGGCUGUGGAAAAUCGGUGUGCAGAUCUCUUUAGCCCCUUGGAGCACAAAAAUUACGCGCAGGCACUGCGAGAUGUGAAGACAAGUCGUGGCCGGGAGCUUCGCGACCUUGUCCCCAAGGGACUUGGAAUCCACCACGCGGGGAUGGCUAGGUCUGAUCGCAACCUUAUGGAACGCUUGUUUUCUCAGGGUGUGCUAAAGGUUCUCUGUUGUACAGCCACUCUUGCCUGGGGUGUCAAUCUUCCAGCUGCUGCGGUCAUUAUCAAGGGAACCCAACUUUACAGCGCUCAGGAAGGAAAACCUAUCGACCUUGGCAUUUUAGAUGUCCUUCAAAUAUUCGGUCGAGCUGGUCGCCCUCAGUUCCAAGACACCGGUAUUGGCUUCAUUUGCACAACACAUAAUAAACUGCAACACUACUUGUCCGCCGUAACUUCUCAGGAGCCCAUAGAGUCGAGAUUCUCUCGCAAACUGGUUGAUAACUUGAAUGCGGAGAUCUCUCUGGGAACUGUGACGUCUGUUUCUGAAGCUGUCCAAUGGCUUGGAUACUCGUAUCUCUUCGUACGUAUGCGUCGGAAUCCCCACGGCUAUGGUAUCGAUUGGGCGGAAAUUAGAGACGACCCCCAACUCGUCAUUCGCAGACGAGAUUUGAUUAUCAACGCCGCCCGAACCCUGCAGAAGAGCCAGAUGAUUAUAUUCAAUGAGCGGACGGAAGAGCUGCGAGCCAAAGACGUUGGCAGAAUUGCAAGUCAAUACUACGUGUUGCAAACAAGUGUGGAAAUUUUCAAUGCCAUGAUGACGCCCAUGGCUAACGAUGCGGAUGUUAUGAAAAUGAUCAGUAUGAGUGGGGAGUUUGACAAUAUCCAAUCCCGGGAAAAUGAAUUCAAAGAACUUGAUAGACUUCGUUUAGAGGCAUUGAAAACCGAGGUCGAAGGGGCGAAUGACACUUCCCAUGCGAAAACCAAUAUUUUACUUCAAGCAUACAUUUCUCGCGCCAGGAUCGAAGAUUUUACUCUUGCCUCUGAUACGGCCUACGUAGCUCAGAAUGCGGCUCGCAUUUGUCGUGCCUUGUUCAUGGUUGCGCUGAAUAGGCGUUGGGGAUACCAGUGUCAAGUAUUAUUGUCUACCUGCAAAUCGAUUGAAAAGCAAAUAUGGCCGUUUCAACAUCCCUUCCACCAGUUUGACUUGCCCCAGCCAAUACUGAAAAACUUGGAUGAGAAAUUCCCGGCCUCCUCAAUUGAAUCGUUGAGGGAUAUGGAACCGGCUGAAAUUGGACAGCUUGUCCAUAACCAUCGCAUGGGGACCACCCUCUCGAAGCUGCUGGAUAACUUUCCAACGCUGAGCGUGGAAGCUGAGAUUGCUCCGCUGAAUCGCGAUGUCCUUCGUAUUCGUCUUUAUCUAUAUCCUGAGUUCCGCUGGAAUGAUAGACACCACGGGACGUCCGAGCCGUACUGGAUCUGGAUAGAGAACUCUGAGACAUCUGAGAUCUAUCAUCACGAAUAUUUCAUUCUGAGUCGGAAGAAACUCAACGAUAACCAUGAGAUGAAUUUCACCAUUCCUCUCUCCGAUCCGCUGCCUAGCCAGAUAUAUGUUCGCGCUAUCUCCGAUCGAUGGCUUGGUGCGGAAACCGUUACUCCCGUUUCUUUCCAGCAUCUAAUUAGGCCUGAUACGGAGAGCGUUUAUACGGACUUACUUGAUCUGCAACCCCUUCCAAUAUCUGCCCUGAAAAAUCCCAUUCUUGAAAACAUAUACGCACAAAGGUUCCAGUUUUUCAACCCUAUGCAAACACAGAUAUUCCAUACCCUGUACCACACCCCCGCCAACGUUCUCCUUGGUUCCCCAACAGGAAGUGGCAAAACUGUCGCAGCGGAACUUGCGAUGUGGUGGGCUUUUCGAGAAAAGCCAGGCUCUAAGGUCGUCUACAUUGCUCCCAUGAAAGCCCUCGUCCGAGAACGUGUGCAGGACUGGCGACGUCGGUUGACCGCGCCUAUGGACCUGAAAUUAGUUGAACUGACGGGCGACAACACGCCAGAUACAAGAACAAUACGCGACGCGGACAUUAUUAUCACCACACCUGAAAAAUGGGAUGGUAUUUCUCGAAGUUGGCAGACUAGAGGGUAUGUCCGUCAAGUUAGCCUCGUCAUUAUAGACGAAAUCCACCUGCUUGGGGGUGACAGAGGGCCAAUUUUGGAGAUUAUCGUUUCCCGGAUGAAUUACAUUGCCUCUCAAUCAAAAGGCUCUGUUCGGCUACUCGGCAUGUCCACGGCUUGUGCCAAUGCUACCGAUCUUGGAAAUUGGUUGGGGGUUAAAGAAGGCCUUUUCAACUUCCGCCAUUCUGUUCGACCUGUUCCACUGGAGAUAUUCAUUGACGGCUUCCCUGAACAACGAGGCUUUUGCCCACUGAUGCAGUCGAUGAACCGACCCACAUUCCUAGCGAUAAAAAACCACUCCCCUGAAAAACCCGUAAUUGUCUUUGUAGCAUCCCGGAGACAAACACGUCUCACCGCAAAAGACCUGAUUAACUUUUGCGGCAUGGAAGACAAUCCACGCCGGUUCCUUCACAUGUCUGAAGAAGACUUGCAGUUGAAUCUUUCGCGUGUCAAGGAUGGCUCUCUUAAAGAAGCUCUCAGCUUUGGAAUCGGCCUCCAUCAUGCUGGCCUCGUUGAAUCCGACAGGCAGUUAUCGGAGGAGCUCUUUGCGAACAACAAAGUCCAAAUCCUUGUUGCAACUAGCACCCUCGCAUGGGGUGUUAACCUCCCCGCCCAUCUAGUAGUUGUGAAAGGGACACAGUUUUUCGAUGCUAAAAUCGAAGGUUAUAAAGAUAUGGACCUCACUGACGUGCUUCAGAUGCUGGGCCGUGCUGGACGCCCGCAGUUUGACUCUUCUGGUAUCGCCCGUAUAUUUACACAGGAUUCCAAAAAGGGUUUUUAUAAGCACUUCCUCCACACCGGCUUCCCUGUAGAAUCCACACUGCACAAGGUGCUUCACGACCAUUUGGGCGCAGAAAUAUCUGCAGGUACUGUCACAACGAAGCAGGAUGCUUUAGAUUACCUAACCUGGACAUUCUUCUUCCGGCGUCUGCAUAAGAACCCUUCUUAUUAUGGACUUGAAAUUUCUGCCGAAGAACACAACACCAUGGCAGCACAGCAGAUGGCGUCCGAUUUCAUGAUCGAGCUCGUCGAUAAAUCCCUAGAAGAGCUCGCAGAGUCUUCAUGUAUUUUAUUAGAUUCUGCCACUGGUGACGUGGACCCGACUCCAUAUGGCAAAAUAAUGAGUUAUUACUAUCUUUCCCACAAAACCAUCCGAUAUGUCAUGUCCCACGCAAAACCAAAUCCAACCUUUGCUGAUGCUCUCAGUUGGAUGUGUUCCGCCACAGAGUUCGACGAACUCCCUGUACGCCACAAUGAAGAUCUCGUCAACGCGGAGCUGGCGCAGAAUCUCCCUCUCCCAAUCACCACGAUGGGUUCCUCGCUACCCAUGUGGGAUCCACACAUCAAAGCCUUCCUACUGCUUCAGGCAUUCAUGUCCCGCAUCGACCUACCUAUUACCGACUAUGUCGGUGACCAAAUCUCAGUUCUCGAUCAAGGCAUCCGAAUCAUUCAAGCUUGCAUUGACCUGCUUGCCGAAUUUGGUUUCCCAAACGCAUGCACCAUGAUGAUGACAUUGCUCCAAUGCAUAAAAUCCGCGCGCUGGCCAGAUGACCAUCCCCUUUCAAUUCUCCCUGGCAUCGACCCAACGCAAAAUAGCGAAACAUCCUCCGGAAACCAUCUCUCCCCAUCUCUACAUUCCCUGCUCUCCCUACCCCAAUCAACUCUCACUGCCCUCCCACGCACCCUCAACCUUCCCCCACAAACAUCCACGCAAUUUUCAAAAGCUCUGUCCCUCCUCCCUGUCGUCUCCAUAUCCAUCUCCGAUCAAUCUUCUACCGGUUUAACGGUAUUACUCACCCGUAAACAGCCCAUCCCUUCGCGUGGUGGACAGCGAAAAACUACUGCUCCAUUCGAUGAUCAGUCGUUCCGCAUCUACGCGCCACACUUCCCCAAGCCGCAGACGGAAGGCUGGUUUAUACUCGUUACUGCCAAUGCUGAUUUGAGCGCUGGCACGCAGGAGGAUAUCCUCGCACUUAAGCGGGUUUCUUGGUCGUCUGCGACCGGCACAGCUAGAGUGGGUGAGCGGGCGGAUGUCAUGGCGAGAGCUAACGUGAGGUUUCCGGAAGGGUGGAAUAUGGGUGAUGGUCACACCGACGGUGCUGAGCCUGAUAUGGGAAGUAACGAUCGUGAUAAGAAGAAUGAGGACAAAGGCAUGCGAAAGGGUAAGGAGAAAGGUAGAGGGAAUGGGUUGGGCGGUGGUAAAUUGAAUGUCAAGAUUAGAGUGAUAAGUGAUGCAAAGUGA
Messenger RNA from Histoplasma capsulatum G186AR, 6054 nucleotides. RefSeq names its product activating signal cointegrator 1 complex subunit 3. Gene Ontology annotation, molecular function: ATP binding; ATP hydrolysis activity; nucleic acid binding. Bases 1 to 6054 code for a protein of 2017 amino acids. The transcript is spliced from 2 exons. Lineage: Eukaryota; Fungi; Ascomycota; Eurotiomycetes; Onygenales; Ajellomycetaceae. The record is from RefSeq and is a predicted model, not a curated record.